Pterocles gutturalis (yellow-throated sandgrouse) is the source of this 864-nucleotide messenger RNA. It is a transcript of the gene BLOC1S6, whose product is annotated as biogenesis of lysosomal organelles complex-1, subunit 6, pallidin. The transcript is spliced from 4 exons. Gene Ontology annotation, biological process: intracellular transport. NCBI's taxonomy places the organism in Eukaryota, Metazoa, Chordata, Aves, Pterocliformes, Pteroclidae. The annotation marks the transcript as partial. Gene Ontology annotation, cellular component: BLOC-1 complex; transport vesicle; extrinsic component of membrane. The record is from RefSeq and is a predicted model, not a curated record.
GUCCUAGUGAUGCAUCUCCAGAUGAAGGAGUAGUAGAAGAUCUGCCUUUAAUAGAUGAAAAAGCUGUGGAACAGCUAACUGAAGGAUUGAUUUCUCAUUACCUGCCUGAUCUUCAGCGAUCAAAAUCAGCACUACAGGAACUUACACAGAACCAAGUGGUAUUACUAGAAACAUUAGAACAAGAAAUUUCAAAAUUCAAAGAGUGUAACUGCAUUCUUGAUAUUGAUGCUUUGUUUUCAGAAGCUAAACACUAUCACAACAAGUUAGUGAAUAUUAGAAAUGAGAUGAUGAUGCUCCAUGAGAAGACAUCAAAGUUAAAAAAAAGAGCACUUAAGCUGCAACAAAAGAAGCAGAAAGAAGAACUAGAACGAGAACAGCAACGUGAGAAGGAGCUUGAAAGAGAGAAGCAGUUAACAGCAAAACCUGCUAGGAGGAUGUGAAAGCAGGGCAUGCAACAACUUGUCUGAAUCAAUAAUUUCUGCAUUCUCUGGAAUUAAGGCAGACUUUGCUUAAACUGGGCUAUAGCUGUUACUAGCAACAGUCUCUAUGAUAUUAUAAAUUCCAGAAUGGUAAUAACAGGGCUGGUAACAUUCAAAUUUUUUCAUUUCAGUCAUUCAAGAUGCCUUCUUUUGUAAUACUAUGCAGUUUGAUAUUAUUAUAAUGUAAGUUAAUUUUAUAUAUAUGUAUGUAUAUAGGAGAAUUUAGGCAUCACAGUUUCAAAUACCUAUCAAUUUUUUUCAUCUGUUCUUCUGGUGUUUAGAAUUCUGAGAGAGAUUUGGUGACUGGCAUACAUGUCUUUCAGACAAAAUACAGAAUACUAGUCAAAGCUCAGUUCUCAUCACCAGACUUCAGUGGCCGCUUAUU